Molecule: messenger RNA, 1251 nt
Organism: Musa acuminata subsp. malaccensis (wild Malaysian banana)
Lineage: Eukaryota; Viridiplantae; Streptophyta; Magnoliopsida; Zingiberales; Musaceae
Product: chitinase-like protein 1
Biological process (GO): cell wall macromolecule catabolic process; carbohydrate metabolic process; chitin catabolic process
Molecular function (GO): chitinase activity
Source: RefSeq, a predicted model, not a curated record
GUUCACUGCGGGGAGUUCUGGGGAAGCAACGUUGUAAGCUGCGGUGCCCCAAAUCCGACGGCUGGUAUUCUUCGGCUUUCGCAGUCGAGAACAACUCCGGUCGUCCGCCCUACCGAUCGAUCCUCCGCACUACCGACGCUCUCUUCCUCCGGCGAUCCGGCCAUGGCGAAGUUUAGUGCGUGUUUGGCCGUCCUGAUGGUGAUCGCGGUGGCCGUAACGGCGGUGGAGGCGUCGAAGUCGAAGCACAAGGCGUGCGACAAGGGGUGGGAGUGCAGUGGCAGCAUCUACUGCUGCAACGAGACUAUUAGCGAGUACUUCGUGGUGUACCAGUUCGAAAAUCUCUUCAGCAAGCGCAACGCCCCCGUCGCCCACGCCGUCGGCUUCUGGGACUACCAGUCCUUCAUCAUCGCCGCCUCCGUCUACGAGCCGCUCGGGUUCGGCACCGCCGGCGACAAGCAGACCAAAAUGAAGGAGGUCGCCGCCUUCCUAGGCCAUGUCGGCAGCAAAACCUCUUGUGGUUAUGGUGUUGCGACUGGUGGCCCAUUUGCAUGGGGAUUGUGCUAUAACCAUGAGAUGAGCCCAAGCCAAGACUACUGCGAUCCAAACUACCUUUAUCCCUGCACCGAAGGAGUUCAAUACUAUGGACGUGGUGCUCUGCCUGUGUACUGGAACUACAAUUAUGGGCUUAUUGGUGAAGCUUUGAAGGUAGAUCUGUUGAACCAUCCAGAAUACCUAGAGCAGAAUGCUACCCUGGCUUUCCAAGCUGCCAUCUGGAGGUGGAUGACACCAAUGAAGAAAAAGCAGCCUUCAGCUCAUGAUGUUUUCGUUGGAAACUGGAAGCCCACCAAGAAUGACACCUUGUCGAAAAGGUUGCCUGGCUUUGGGCUUACCAUGAAUAUUCUGUAUGGAGAUAUUAUUUGUGGCCAGGGAUAUAUUGAUCCCAUGAACAACAUAAUAUCUCACUAUCAAUAUUACCUGGAUCUCAUGGGAAUAGGGCGCCAAUUUUCUGGAGAUAAUCUGGAUUGUGCCGAACAAGUGGUUUUCAAUCCAUCUUACAAGCCUGCUACAUCCUAAGUGAGAAUGCCCCAAAACUAUAGUAGUGUUGAUGUUUCCAUUAUAAGACUAAUGUUUUAAGACGUGCUUUUGAAGUUCAUCAUGCUGAGUGAUGUUUUAGUCCUUAUGGUCAAAAACACUUGUAAUGGAUACAUUUUCUUUAUGUGGAAAUUAUGAUGUAUAUUUUGUGUUUCAAAA